Magallana angulata is the source of this 3318-nucleotide messenger RNA. RefSeq lists its product as uncharacterized. Gene Ontology annotation, cellular component: cytoplasm. The record is from RefSeq and is a predicted model, not a curated record. The transcript has 9 exons. The coding region runs from base 167 to 2323 and encodes 718 amino acids. Gene Ontology annotation, biological process: DNA catabolic process. NCBI's taxonomy places the organism in Eukaryota, Metazoa, Mollusca, Bivalvia, Ostreida, Ostreidae. Gene Ontology annotation, molecular function: 3'-5'-DNA exonuclease activity; nucleic acid binding.
AUGCCACAUUAAAGUAGUCCGAGUAUCGCGCUACGUCACACCGACAUGUAAAAUUAGAGCCGCAAUAAACCACACUUUUGUUUUCCGAGAUGUGAAUUUUUUACGGUUUUGGUUCGACUUUUACUCAGCGUUUUUUAUAUCCGGUAGUUAGCUGUCGUAACAACAAAUGGCGAAGUUUAAGGGGAAAUUUUGUAAAAAGGGAAGGGACAAAAUAAAUGAGGCUUUGGAAAGGGGAAGGGAAUCACGAUGGAGACAAGAAACCGCCUCAGCUGCUAACGUUGUACCAAUUAUUAGCUACGAUCACGAGUAUGCUGCAUGUGACAUCCCCGAUCCAAGUCAGCAAAUUGAAAUUCCUCUUGAUGAAAACUUGAAAGAGGGGGAAUGGCGUGUAGGACGAAGAGUUGUAGAACUAGGAAUCUUGGCAGACGGAUUAAAGUCUUGCCAGCUAUGCAGUCAGCCCCUCCAUCUGAACGAUUGCACUGGUGAGAAAAAAUUUGGAUUAGGACAUAUGUUGCUGAUAAGAUGUAACUAUUGUCAACUUGUUAAUGAGAUCCCGACUGGUAGCCGGCAUAAAACUAUUGCUGGUGGUAUUGCUUGGGAUGUUAACACAAAGUUGGCAGCAGGCAUGAUAGAUGCUGGUCUUGGAGAGAUGCAUGUGAAUAGUUUAUUGUCUGCUAUGAAUAUUCCAACUAUACCACCCAAGAGCAUUAAGUGCAGAGAAAGAGAAAUUGUACCUCAUCUAGCAGACAUGGCAGAGGAGACCUGCAGGAAAAAUUUGGAGGAAGAAGUUAGAUUAAGUGAUGGAAAUUUAACAGCAAGUUUCGACGGAGCGUGGCAAAAAAGAGGCACAGGCCGUGCUUACAACAGUUUGACAGGACAUGCAACUUUGAUUGGAGAGUCCACAAAAAAAUGUCUAGGGUUUUCCGUGAUGAGUAAACGCUGUAGGAUUUGUACAAAUGCUAAGAAGAAGGGAGCCCCCCCAAGAAAACAUGCAUGCUCAUGCAACUGGACUGCCUCUGCAAAGUCCAUGGAGCCAGCCAUGGCAUGUGAAAUGCUUCAAGACAUAAUGAAUACAGGAAAGCAGGUCAACACUUUGGUCAUGGACAAUGAUUCUACCACGAUUGCGAGGGUCAAAGCCACUGUGGAUCCUAACAUCAGAAAGAAGUGCGAUAGUAAUCAUACUCGCAAAGGUUUCACAGGCAAGCUAGUUGAUAUGAGUAACACCUUCAAAGCAUUGAAAAAUGUUAAAGUUCGGGGUCAUGUGGAGAGAUGCUUUAUGUAUUGUGUCAAACAAAAUCAAGGAAAAUCAACACAGCUUGAAGAAGAUCUGCAAAAGAUUGUUCCUCAUCUGUAUGGUGAACAUGACAAAUGUGGGGUAUGGUGCAGGAGUGAAAAAUCAGGCUACAAGCCAAGGAAUUUGCCAUAUGGUGAAACCUACAGCACCAAUAUUGGAUUUGAUGAAUGUACUGACAUAGAGGACAUCACCAUUCCGUCAAAAGAGUUCUCCGUAGACAGCAGUUCCUUGAUAGUUUUUGACCUAGAAACUACAGGAUUAGCAAGAACAUCAGACAUCCUCCAAAUCGCUUGUGUGUGUGGGGAUAGAGAGUUUAGCGUCUAUACAAGACCAACCUGUACUAUCAGUAUUGGUGCCUCAGCUGCCACAGGAUUAACAUAUUAUGGAGGAGUUCUAAAGCUGAAGGGAGAAGCUGUUGAUUCGUUAACAAUUUUGGAAGGACUUGAACAGUUUAUUGCAUUUGUUUCGAGUUUUCCAAAAGCAGUUUUGAUUGGACAUAAUAUCAUAAGUUUUGACAUCCCUGUGCUUAUGCAUAAUCUUUUCAAGCACAACCUACUUGAGAAAUUUCAAGAUGUUAUUUUUGGAUUUGUUGAUACUCUCAAGUUGUCCAAAAGGAUUUAUCCAAAAGCAGAAAUGGGUAAUUACAGGCAAGAAAACCUUGUCCAGAAACUUCUGGGAGAAACAUACAAUGCGCACAAUGCAGCUUCAGACGUAGAAGUUCUCCAAAGACUUUUUCACGAAAAACUUAAAGUUAACUGUAAUGGUGAAGAUCUUGUUAGACCGUCUUAUUACAGCUGCAAGUCAUCGUUAGAACCUCUUGUUAAGAUGAAAGUUAUUUCUGCAGCAACUAUGAGUAAGCUAGUGGGACUUUCCUUGAAUUUAGCCAAGCUUAAAAUUAUUCACAAGCGUGACCCCAAUAAUGGCAUAAGAAAUGUUUUCAGUGACCCAAUUGCUAAUUCAAGAAGAUGCAAGGUGUCAAAAUCAAAAGCAGUUAUUGAGAAAGUUGUGCAAUAUCUUUCAAACAUCUGAAAUGCUUUUAGGCAUUUUGUACACUGAAGCUUAUUAGAAAUUUUGUUUUACACUUGUUUUUGUCAAGGUGUCAAUCAAAUACAAGAAUGUAAAAUUUUUAAAGUGAACUGUGCAAUUUUUUAUCGCUUCUAGAUAUUAUGGUUGAAUCAAAAGCUUUUCUGCAGCUUGUAUGAAGGCAGUUCAUUGUAAGUGGUAUUGAAUUAAGAUCAUGUAAAUUUUUGUGACUAAACAUGCACUCAUUUGCUUUGACCUGUUGGUAUAAAAUGCAUAUGGUAAUGAGAAAAUAUUCAUUUAAUUUUCUUGUGGUAUUUACCAUGUUCCAUUUGCAUGAUGAAUUAUUAAGGCAUUGUAUUUCAUUAUGUACAACAUGUAAUUUAUAUUGUAUUAUAUGUGUUGCACAAUCGCUAAAAUAACAUACCCUGAAAAGUCAUUAAAAUAUUGUUAAUUGAGAAAUUGCAAAGUUUUAUUUCAUUCUAUCUAUUUUUAAACUUAAAGUAAUUGUGAAAACUUGUAAACAUUUUAAAUAAACUCAGAUUUCAUGUACAUUGGAAGAAAUGAUAUUUCAUGAUUUUUGGAAGAAAAAAAAUUUGGGGGGUAUACUUGUUAUAUAGUCUAUAACACAAAAAGUAACAUGUCAACAUAUAUUUUUUUUAAGAAAAUUUCUUUUCUAAGAUGCUAAUCUGUGAAAUAAAAUCAAUUAAUUUCACUUUGAGUCCAUAAAACUUGAAAUAUAACCCGAAUUUAUCUCUGCAAUGUAAAAUUUUGCAAUUUAUUUUGACAAAUUUUGCCUCAUAUAUGACACAUUAGAAGAAAAUUUAUCAACAGUUUUCCAAAAAAUGAUUAUAUAUGAUUAAAUGAAAUGUAUAUGUUCCAUUCUGCAUAUGAGACUUCAUUUGUUAUGGAAUAAAUAAUAAUUCACAAGAGGAAAUUGAGAAUAUAUAUUUUUUCAAGAAUGUCAAAACAUUGGUGCAAUGGAUGACAUCCAAUAACAAAAA